Molecule: messenger RNA, 1929 nt
Organism: Macrosiphum euphorbiae (potato aphid)
Lineage: Eukaryota; Metazoa; Arthropoda; Insecta; Hemiptera; Aphididae
Source: the annotation of a GenBank genome assembly
AUGAUCCUUAGACUGUCACUGAUGUUUUGCUUUUUGGCGUACAGCAUGACGGAAGAAGUGGACGUUGUCGAAGCCGUUUCCGGGACGUCGCAAUCAAUCGACGAUUUGCUGCAACAGUCAGACCAACAGCAACUGCAGAUGCAGCACGGGCCGCUGCAGUCGCCGGCACAAAAGCGCGAUGACGCGAUGGAGGCACACAACCCCGACCAGCUGGCCAUGGAGACCGGUGACGACGUGGACGACCAGGACGCGUCCGGUUCCAUAGCCAAACACAACUACCUGAAACCGCAGUCGGCACCGAUCCGUGGCCACCCGCCACUGAAUCGAGGCCCACCACCCCCUCAGCAGCAGGCUCAACCACCACCAUCUCAACAGCAGUCCGGCAAGUAUCACCAUCACAACGUGGGUUACCAUGGACCACCACCGCCUCCACCAUCCUUACAGCAACAGCAACAGCAACAGCAAUUAGUUGCCCAACAGUCUGAGGCCAUGGACAAGGUGUACUCGGCCGGACCGGUAGGCAACGCGCUCGGCGAUCCGUGGCCGAGCAGCGCGUCCGCUGACAUGCCCAAGAUCGUGUCAUUGGACGUCAAGUGCGAGAAAAACUCCAUGAAGGUGUUUCUGAGCUUCGACAAACCGUUCUACGGGAUAGUGUUCAGCAAGGGCCACUACAGCAACGGCAACUGCGUACACUUGCCGGCCGGCCUAGGCCGGACGUCCGUAAACUUCGAGAUUGGCGUGCACGCGUGUGGUACUUCCGGCAACACCGAGAACGGCCUAUAUGGGUACGGGGCUGACUCCGGAUCCGGCACUUACUUCGAGAACAUCGUCGUCAUCCAGUACGACCCACAGGUGCAGGAAGUCUGGGAUCAAGCCAGGAAGCUCCGGUGCACGUGGCACGACCAGUACGAGAAGUCUGUCACCUUCAGGCCGUUCCCGGUCGACAUGCUGGACGUGGUCAGAGCUGACUUCGCCGGUGACAACGUCGGAUGUUGGAUGCAGAUACAAGUCGGCAAGGGACCGUGGGCUUCUGAAGUCUCUGGGCUGGUGAAGAUCGGACAGACCAUGACCAUGGUGCUGGCCAUCAAGGACGACGACUCCAAGUUCGACAUGCUCGUGCGCAAUUGCAUGGCUCACGAUGGAAAACGGGCACCCAUCCAGCUGGUGGACCAGAAGGGUUGCGUGACCCGCGGCAAACUCAUGUCCCGGUUUACCAAGAUCAAGAACUUCGGUGCAAGCGCGUCCGUUCUGUCAUAUGCUCACUUCCAGGCAUUCAAGUUCCCGGACUCGAUGGAAGUUCACUUCCAGUGUACCAUACAGAUAUGCCGGUACCAGUGCCCGGACCAGUGUUCGGACUCCAAUGCCAUACUCAGCGCACAGCAUGGUAACCUGCUAUCCGCCCACCACCCGGCGGUGCAGGGUCCUGCUGAGUACGGUCCGCCGCCCGCGCCCCUGGACGUAUAUGCACGCAUCGGUUCAGCCCAUCCCAGAGAUGAGAGGCGCGUCCGCCCAAGACUUCACCGUCGGUCAGCCGCCACCAGCACUACCUCCAGCACCAGCACUGCUACCUCCGAUGAACAGGAAGACGUGGGCGUCAACCGUGUCAUUAAGGUGGUGUCUACAGGCGACCUAACGUUCGCGCUAGAUGACUCGACAAACGGCUCGGCCACCAACACUAUGGUUUUCCCCACCAGGACCGUUGAACCAGGUUCGUCAAUGAUCUGCAUGACCACUGUCGGUUUCUCCGCAACGUUGGUUGUCCUGCUCGGCAUCCUGCUGGUUUCAUGUCUUGUGUCCGCGUACCUGUGUCUGCGCAUCAGGUCCAUGCCACAGCGCCGGAAAAACGCGCAGGUGGCGUGCACCAAUCCCAAACUUCAGCCGCAGACGGCGCACAAGUCAGCUGUUAUGCAUCAGGCGUAUACGUCGUGA